CACAAGUUAACUUCCUGGCGAUUGUUAACUAACUAAAAGGUUAACUUGCGAUUGAAAAACCGGGCCUAUGUCUGCUGCAAUGUCAUCGAUUCUACGCUUGACACAUGGUUUUAUUAAUUCUUCACCGAUAGUAUGUGGCUUCUUUUGCUUUGCUAUCGUAAAAGGUAUUUCAAAUGAAACUUUGAGAAGCUGCGAUACAACUGUGUGGUAAUUUCCCCAUUUUUCCAGUAUCAUGCGCUUGAGUGAUGCUGCUUUAGAAGAAAAAUAC
This is a messenger RNA of Acanthoscelides obtectus, 268 nucleotides long. NCBI's taxonomy places the organism in Eukaryota, Metazoa, Arthropoda, Insecta, Coleoptera, Chrysomelidae. The record is from the annotation of a GenBank genome assembly.